This is a messenger RNA of Gossypium raimondii (Peruvian cotton), 1145 nucleotides long. Its product is annotated as zinc-finger homeodomain protein 6. The coding region runs from base 1 to 876 and encodes 291 amino acids. The transcript is spliced from 2 exons. Gene Ontology annotation, biological process: regulation of DNA-templated transcription; regulation of developmental process. NCBI's taxonomy places the organism in Eukaryota, Viridiplantae, Streptophyta, Magnoliopsida, Malvales, Malvaceae. The record is from RefSeq and is a predicted model, not a curated record. Gene Ontology annotation, molecular function: DNA-binding transcription factor activity; transcription cis-regulatory region binding. Gene Ontology annotation, cellular component: nucleus.
AUGGAACUGAGAGACCAAGAUAAGGAAAUGGGGUUGCCAUUGCCAUUGUCAAGCUCACAAACCCCAAAUCCAAGGCCACCCCAAACCCUAAACCAUUACCCUAAUAUAGAUCCACUGCCACCUGGUUCAGUUGCUGGUGCUGAGCCUGAACCAGUAGGUUCAAGCCUCGUGGUUAGGUAUAGGGAGUGUUUAAAGAACCAUGCAGCCACCAUGGGAGGACACGUUGUGGAUGGUUGUGGUGAGUUCAUGCCAAGUGGAGAAGAAGGUACCAUGGCAGCCAUGAAAUGUGCAGCUUGUGAAUGCCAUAGGAAUUUUCAUAGGAAAGAAAUCAAUGGUGAAUCACAGUAUCUACCACCAUUACCAAGGAGGAACGGUGUUGUUCAUCUUCAACAACAACCAGUAAGGUUUCCGGCGCCGGUUAUGAUGAGCUUUGGCGGCGGCGGUGGUGGCACGGCGGAGGAGUCUUCGAGUGAAGAUCUGAGACAUGAUGAACUUAUUAAUGUUCCACAAUCAUCAAAGAAGAGAUUUAGAACAAAGUUCAGUCAAGAUCAAAAGGAAAAAAUGAUGGAAUUUGCUGAGACAUUGGGAUGGAGAAUCCAAAAACAAGAUGAACAUGAAUUGCAGAUGUUUUGUUCACAAGUGGGAGUUAAGCGACAAGUUUUCAAAGUAUGGAUGCACAACAAUAAACAAGCCAUGAAGAAGAAACAAAUGAAAAAAAAGGAAAGUAGUGCAGUAACCAAGACCAAGAACAAAAGCCAGAUAUAUUUGAAGAUGCUGUGUUGUUUUUGUUGGUUAUUUACUUAUUUUCCUCAAAAUUCUUUGGUGUUGAAACGUGGCAUUGCAAUGGGCAACGUGUGGCUGAGUAAGGAGGUCUAGCUGUUUAGGGAAACAACAGCCAUGAUGUAUAAUUGAAUCAGAAUACGAAGAAUAAUUUAUAUCACUUUUUAGGAAUCCGAACUACAAUUUUUACAAUCUUAAAGAUUGUAAUUGGUAAAAUGGAUAGAUUGUAAAUGUAUCAUAUCACUUCAUAGCUGGUAGUUGGUACACUUUAUUUCACCACUCGACUUGCUCCACGAUUAAUGUAUAAUCUUAAAAUUAUUGUCAUUUUUAUAGAUAUUGAAUGCAUCUAUCCUUAUCCGAUCCCA